UGUAAGCUGCUAGUUAUUCAAGUUAAAAAAUGAAAAAAAAAAGUUGUAUUAUUUUCGAGUGACAAUUUGCUUGUUCCUAAUUUUUAAAUGACUGUCGUAUUACUUCACCCACGUGAGUAUAUUUAUCAUGUGAAGUAUAAAUUCUUUUAUUAAAUAACCAGUGAACUAAAUCCAAAAACUUUCAUUACAAUAAUUUAUUUAUUUUUGUAUGAAUUUUUGAAAUGAAAAAUUUUUCCAAUACUAGUAAUUAUUUAGCAUGAUUCAACACUAAUGAAUGGAUGAAAAAUUUUAUACAUUUAUAUUUCAAUGAUUCAACACAAAGAAAGGUAGUUUCACCUUCAACAUUUUGUUUAUCUUAUAUGUAGAAUUAAAUUAUAGAUGGCUACUUUGGCUAACUAUUUAACAGUUGUAUUAUUAUUUUUAUUGACAAAUAAUAUCACUGUGAAUGACUUGUAAAAACUAACUAAAAGUUUAGUCAAACAACAAGAAAAAAAAAAAGAGAGAAAGAGAUGGGAACAAAAAUCAACGUCACGAUUAAUAAUUAUUAUUGUUUAACAAUCCAAGAGUGACAGCGAGUCCUUGAAUGUUUUGUCGCACCAGUGAACGUGAAUAAAUCAUUCAGUUUUUCUCAUCUAGACAACCAGUGUACGUGAAGAUAAAAAAAGGAGAGAAUAAUAUACAUUGAGGAGAGAUUUAAUUCGCGAGUUUGCACAUACACGCACGUUGACACUUUGACUAACGAAUAAUUUUGUGUCCCACGUGCGUAAAAAUUGUAUGAAUAAUUUGUACAUAUUCAAGUGCGCUGUUGUUUAGUUCUUUUCAGUGCUAUAUAAAAUAAAUAAAAUAAAUAAAACGGGGUCACUCGCACCGGACAUUUACACAGGAACAUUUAUACCAGUCAGUGGCAAACAUGCUACUCUGUCUCUUCAUCGUGACACAUCUCAUUGCUGGUGUUUUGCUACAUAGUUGCAACCAUGAACACAAAGAUGAAUUUGAUGAUGUACAGAUUGGUGUUGUUAUUUCACCAGUAAUGUCAAAUAAUAUGAUACGUGAAAUUGGUAUUUACUGGAAAAAUCCAAAUAUUAAAAUUGGUGAUAGUGUUGGUCUUUAUAAUAAAGAUCCAAAUUUUAAUGAUGCAUUACCAAUAUUUAAAUUUACACCUGAUAUACCACAUGGUUUUAGAAAAACUGGUAUAAGUGCUGAUUUUAUACCAACAUCAAAAUUAUCAUUUUCUAAAAAAUGUUUAGGCUAUUAUGUAGCUUGGAUAAGAGACGAUGUGGUUAAAAAAACAAAUUGUUUAUCAACAAAUCCAAGCUGGAUGGGUGAUCGUAGAAAAACACUUGAACAUUUAAAAAUGAGAGAUAUUUUUUUACCUGGUACUCAUGAUUCAGCAGCUUAUGCAAAACAUAAAAAUUCACAACUUGAACUUAUUGUUGAUAAAUAUACAAUAACACAGGAUGAAGAUGUUCUUGCACAACUUAUUUAUGGAGCAAGAUAUCUGGACAUUCGCAUUGGUAGAUAUCCAAAUCAUGAGCAUACUUUUUGGGGUAAUCAUGGACCAUUUAGAAUUGUACCAUUAAAAACAGUUAUAAAUGCUGUUAAAUAUUUUCUUGAUAAAACAGAUGAAAUUAUAAUUUUUGAUGUACAAGAAUUUCCGGUUGGUUUCAAGACAAUGGCAGCACAUUAUGAGCUAACUGAUUAUCUAGAGAAGGAAUUUGCUCAUUAUUUAUUACCACGUCCUGCAAAUGGUUGGAAAAUAACACUUGAGGAUAUUUGGAAUUCUAAUCGUAGAUUAAUAAUUGGCUAUGAUUAUGCAAGUGUUGUUGCAUCGAGAACAUGUGUGUGGCCUCAAGUUGGACAUCAGUGGGGCAAUGUCAGAACAAUUGGGGCACUUUAUAAACAUCUUAACAAAGUUGAAACUCAAGCUGCUGAAGAGUCCUUCAAUCCAAAUCCUUCAUCACAACCACGAGCAGCAAUGGCACAAUUAACACCAACAACAUUUGAUGUUAUAUUCGAUCGACUUGGUGGUCUUAGAAAAAUGGCUGAAAAUGUUGACAUUAAUAUUACAGAAUGGUACAAUGAAGAAUGGCAACAUACAGCAAAUGUUGUUGCUGUUGAUUUUUUAAAAGCUACAGGAAUUGUCGAGACAGCCAUUGAAUGGAAUGACAAACGAGCUGCCGGUUGCUGA
This is a messenger RNA of Aphidius gifuensis, 2188 nucleotides long. RefSeq names its product PI-PLC X domain-containing protein 1-like. The record is from RefSeq and is a predicted model, not a curated record. Gene Ontology annotation, molecular function: phosphoric diester hydrolase activity. The transcript has 7 exons. Bases 911 to 2188 code for a protein of 425 amino acids. Gene Ontology annotation, biological process: lipid metabolic process. Lineage: Eukaryota; Metazoa; Arthropoda; Insecta; Hymenoptera; Braconidae.